GCUCUGCAAGUGCCACAUAGCUGACAGUUCCCCCCGUCUGUUUUAGACUAGUGUCUGUCUCCUGAGUCUACUGUCUUGACGCAGAGUGUUACCAUUUUGUGCUCGCGGCUUCAGAUGUCUAUGACAGAACUUAUUAUGUGCAGUUUCGACCUCGGUCUCUAUUGGUGCCUCUCCACCUUUUCCUGAAAGUGAAACGGAUUUUAUGAGGGGUUCCCCCCACACUAAAGCCAAAUUAUUUUAUGCCCAUUAGUUGAUUUUUAAGAAAUGUAAGUGACAAUAACAUUCAGUAACUCACUUUGCAAUGCUGAUGAUCAAGCUAGGCUGUAUUUUACUGUCACCAUGCCUGUUGCUCCAGCUAGGCUGUAUUUUACUGUCACCAUGCCUGUUGCUCCUAAGGCCAUAGUAAAUAAAAUACAGUAUAGAGGUGUAAAAAAAAAAGGGGGUUAAACAUGGAUAGGGUGUAUGUGAGUCAAUCAGUGUAGUUUCCCUGCACCUGAUGUUUGUGUUUCAGGUGCAGAUGUUUGUUGUCAGACGUUUGUUGUGUGUGCUUUUUGUUAAAACCGUUUUAUGACAAAUGCAAUAUAUCUGCUUGAUGAAAUUACCCAAACCCUCACAAUUCUAUGUGCACAAUAGAAAAUAAAAUAAUUCAGAGAAUAAAAUUAUUAUUAUGUCUGGUUUGAAAUACUCUAAAAUUGACUUAAAUGUCUUUCUUUUGCUGUAUUUAUUUAGUGAGUCAGCAUGUGGAGGGUGAGCUACCAGCAGCUAGUAGUAGCAGCAAUGAAACAGCCUUGCCAGGUAACAGUGCAGUGGAAGAGCAGAGAGAUGCAGCAGCUCCUGAAGUGGCUGAGGAUGUGAGAGUGAGACAGGCAGCAGAAUGUGAGGUAGCCCAGCCGAGCUCUGUACUUGACAGUGACCUUGGCUUCUUCAUAGAUGCAACCAAAUCUAUUGAGGAAAUAGCACAGGCUGUGUGUCAGAUGUCUGAUGGCCAAAAGUACAAUUUGGUGAAAAACCACGUCAGACCUUCGAAACAUUUCAUUUUCCCAACUACAUUUAUUGGUGGGUGCAACAGGGCAUUCAGGUAUGAUUGGUUUGAGGAGCAUGGAUGGUGGCUGGUUUACAGCAUGAAACUCGAUGGCGCUUUCUGCAUAUGCUGUGCUCUCUUUCUCAAUGCCACAGAGAGGAAACAGUCAACUUCACUGAUAAAUGCGCCCUUCAGUAAAUGGCAUAAGAAAACGAAGAUAAUUGGAAGCCACCAAUCGAAAGCAAACCAUUUAGUGGCAUUUGAAAGAGCAAAACUGUUUCGACAGUCACAUGAAAACCCCAAUACCCGGAUAUCAGUCCGUAUGGACAGUGCAAAGGAGACCAACAUCAAAGAGAACAGGCACAUUCUCAAGUGCGUUGCAGAGGCUGUUCUCUACUGUGGCCGUCAAUGCAUUGCACUGAGAGGAUCAGCUGAGCAGCAGCAUUGUAGUGGCAAUCCUGGGAAUUUCUUGGCCCUAUUGAAACUGCUUUCAAAUCACGAUGAAAAGCUGAAGCAGCAUUUGGAGAAACCAAAGCUAAAAAAUGCCACAUAUCUAUCACCUCAAAGCCAAAAUGAAAUGAUUGAUGUAAUAGGGAAGCACAUGAUUCAGGCCAAGAUCGUGGAAGAGGUCAGGCAUGCUCAGAUGUACACAGUCCUAGCUGAUGAGGUCACAUCCCAUAAUGAAGAGCUGAUGCCAAUGUGUGUUCGCUUCGUGGACAAAGACUUAAAUAUCAGAGAGGAGUUGCUUGAGAUUUGUACUUUGCCACGGAUCACAGGUCGCCACAUUGCAAGCGCGAUCAAAGAUGUGCUGAGUCAUCUAAGCAUAGAGAUUGCUGACUGUCGAGGCCAGGGGUACGAUGGCGCCAGCAAUAUGAGCAGCGAAAAUGUUGGCGUUCAAGCUUUGAUAAAAAAGGAUGCGCCUAAGGCAGUUUAUAUGCACUGCAAUGGGCAUUGCUUGAACCUUGUCAUUGCACGCUCUUGUGCUCUUCCAGUUGUGCGCAACAUGAUUGAUAAGAUGAAGUACAUCGUCAUGUUCUUCACCUGCAGCCCGAAGAGGGAACACCUUCUCAAGGAGGUUGUAGAUAAGGAGGCACAUUCUACCGGAAAGCGGAAGCCCCUGAUUGACCUCAGCCGCACAAGAUGGGCAGCACGGCAUGAUGCCUACAGUCACUUCUACAGUGCCUUUGUCUUCAUUAUUAAGGCUCUGGAAGUCAUGGCACAGGGUCUCCAUACAGAGGAGUACAGUGAAGAUGUCACCAGUGGAUGGGAGGGCAAGUACAAAGCAGAGGCCUAUGGUCUCUUGAGUGGGCUACAAAACUUUGGAUUCAUCCUCACAUUCCUCACCGUAUACCAAGUUUUAUCCCACCUGGCGGGCAUCACGGUGAAACUGCAAAGCACCUCACUCGACAUCAUCGAGGCAUUUAGCAUGGUUGAUGAGGUGAAGUCUGUCUACAAGGAGCUCCGCGAGACCAUCGACGACGACUUCAAUCAAAUCUACGAACAAGCAGUUAGGAUGGCUGCUCAGGUCAACGUGGAACCAACCCAGCCGAGAGCAGCUGGAAGGCAGAAACACAGGGAAAAUGUACCCGCUGAAGGAGUGAAGGAGUACUAUCUCCGGAACAUGACGAUACCCUUCUUAGACCAUGUCAUUUCAGAGUUUGAGUCCAGAUUUAGUCCCCUCUCUGUGACCGCAUCAAGGCUCAUGGGCCUAAUUCCAUCUGUCCAGUGCAACUCAGAUGUAACGGUGGACAUCUCUGAAGCAGUCGCUCUGUACCAAGAUGACUUGCCAUCACCAGAGGUCAUUGACCAGGAGCUGAAACGGUGGAAGUUGAAGUGGCAGGUCAAAGCAUUACACCAAAGACCAAGCUCAUGUGCCUCAGCUAUCAAAGAGUGUGAUGAGAUGAUGUAUCCGAACAUCUUCAAACUCCUGAAAAUUGCAUGCACCUUGCCAGUGACCUCCUGCGAAUGUGAGAGGUCUGCCAGUGUUCUCCGGAGACUCAACACAUUCAUGCGGAGCAGCAUGGGAGAGGACCGCAUGUCAUCCUUGGCUCUCAUCCAUACCCACUACGACAUGGCUCUGGAUCUGGAUGAAGCUGUCGAUCUAUACUCAAAAAUGCACCCAAGACGAUUGGAGCUGAUGAGCGUUCUGAUGCAAUAGAAGCCAUAGAAGAAGAAGAGGGAGACAUGGGGGUGGAGAGAUAGACAAUAAAGGACAGCAACAACAGACAGACAGAACAACAACAGAGACAGACAAUGGAGGGCAGCAACAGACAGGCAAUGGAAGAAAGCAACAGACAACUGAGGUGAGCAACAGAGACAGACAAUCACAGAUGUAGGAAGUUUGAGUAACACUUACAUUUAUAUCAAAUUCUUCAUUCUUGUUAAAGUUUUAAUGACUAUAGAGAUAGCUCAAUUGAAGCAAUUCAUGUCCAUUUAUGUUAACAGUGGGGAGCAACAGACAAAAAAUGAAGGACAGCAACAACAGACUCACAACAAACUUGACGAUGAAUAAAAUAUGUCUAAAUUAAAAGAUUUGAAGUGUGCUGGUGUAUUUAGGGGGCAUUGGAGUAGGGAGCCAAAUGAAGUCCACUUUCGGGGGGAAAAGAUCCCCCCCCACCACAAUGCUGGCUACGG
Eleginops maclovinus (Patagonian blennie) is the source of this 3655-nucleotide messenger RNA. Its product is annotated as 52 kDa repressor of the inhibitor of the protein kinase-like. NCBI's taxonomy places the organism in Eukaryota, Metazoa, Chordata, Actinopteri, Perciformes, Eleginopidae. The record is from RefSeq and is a predicted model, not a curated record. The transcript has 2 exons. Gene Ontology annotation, molecular function: protein dimerization activity. The coding region runs from base 702 to 3179 and encodes 825 amino acids.